Toxoplasma gondii ME49 is the source of this 6097-nucleotide messenger RNA. Its product is annotated as cytoplasmic dynein intermediate chain. Gene Ontology annotation, cellular component: cytoplasmic dynein complex. Gene Ontology annotation, biological process: transport along microtubule. Bases 2602 to 4638 code for a protein of 678 amino acids. Gene Ontology annotation, molecular function: dynein light chain binding; dynein heavy chain binding. The record is from RefSeq and is a predicted model, not a curated record. The transcript is spliced from 19 exons. NCBI's taxonomy places the organism in Eukaryota, Apicomplexa, Conoidasida, Eucoccidiorida, Sarcocystidae.
AGAAGAACGGCGACGAGAGUCGAACACAGUGUCGGCAGAGAAAUCCAAAAACGGCUUGCACAGUCGGGUGAAAGCGUUUUGCUGGGGUGCUUUCUCUCCGCGAGGAAACAACGGCAAACUGGAGGAAAGCGGUACCUCGAACGCGAGCUCUCUCUGUCUCACCCCUCUCUUUCAGUUCGCGGAACGAAACCGCACAAAUGUAUGUAGACAGCUCUUCGCUCUCUUGCCUUGACAACACACUCACACCAUGCUCCCUCAGACCUCGCUCUCUCUCUUGUCCUCCUCCCUCUCUUGUCCUCCUCUCUCGUCGCUGCCUUCCUCGACUCCACGCGUUCUGUUGCGACACAAAGCCUCACACAGACACACUCGCAUUUUACACAGACGAACUUUUUAGCGGUAGCAGCGGUGCACUCAGGAGCGGGAGGACAGAAGAAGGGAGGCGCGGCCUCGGGGGGCGAGAGUCUGCAGGCUUCUGCGGACGCCUGAGUCUCUCUCGCCUCGGCGACAGACGCUCAGAUGCAGGAAGGCCUGCCUACACAAAAAACGGCAGUUCGCGUUUUCAGCUCUCUCCUCUUUGCCGCAGAACGGGCAGGCAAAAGGAAGAAGCGUCAGGGCGCCUCGAGGUCUGGAAAAACGCGAGACCGGGGGCAGCGGUGUGUACAGACCGGUCGAGAAAACAGGCUCAGGAACGAAGGAGAAGCGAAAUCGCUGCACAAAGCAAAUCGACGAACGCGUUGAGUCUUUUUGAGUCCUUCGCGGCACACAGGCAGAUGCUCAGAAUUUCCUGACGAGGGGAGGGUGUGACGGACGAGACUCAGCUGCACAUCGGCCGACCGCAGAGGCUCUCCUCCUCGGUGUCGCCUCCCACUGAGCUGUGCGCUCCCUCUCUUCUGCGUCGUGGCUUGCUUCCCGGCUUUUCGCGCGCGCAGAGAAACGCAGCAAAUUUUUUCAAUUCAUGCGUCGGUCUCUCCCGCGGCUCGAUCGUCUCUUUGCCACACGCUUCGCCUUCUUUCGACAGCCGCAGAAGGAAACUGCAAACCUCGGAAAGCGAGAGCGUGAGACAGGACCGCUCUCGCGCUCCCUGCAGCAUGUGCCUGGACAGUGCAGCUGCCGUUCUCAGGAAAAAUGUGUGAAGUCUAACUAGAGCCGACUUUCCAAAAGAAAGGAACGACUGGGCUCGCACUUUCCGAUGUCUUGCCCGUCCUGUUCGCGGGAGAAGUUCACGCGAAACCUGCUCUCUUUCUCGGCCCGGACAGCGCAUGGACAGUUGGGUCACUGAAACACCCUCUCUAGCGAAGAGGGCCGCGAGGAGAUUUUUCUUUUUUUUCAAUAACCAAAACAACAGAACAAACAGAACCCGUUGGAGGCAGCCGACGACACAAACAAGGCGUUGCGUCCUUUUCUCCGCUUCUGCCUCAGGAGGAGCUCUCGGCCGGACCCCCGGCUUCGCACGAGAAAGAAAAAGGCUGGGGAGUAUUGACACCUCAGCCACCGCGGCGUUUGGGACUGUUUUAAUGAAAAACGAAACCAGUAACCCCGAGAAACAGAUUGCCUCUUUGCGUUUGUCGGGAGCACGCAGAUAAAGGAUUUUUGCGUGAGUUACACUUCUCCCUGGCCAUUCGGGGUGAUUGUUCGUCGGCUGGCCGAAAGAGCGGCAAUUCGCCGCGGCUCGCCGUUCCCCUUUCCCCGUCCAGGGUGGACGUUUGCAGCCCAGAAGUUAUUUUCCAUGAAUUGGAUUCUUCUCCCGGUGUCCGCGAGCUUCCGAGUUCCUCCUCAGAUGCAACUUUACAGCCGGCAGGGAACGCCGACAGUUGGUGUCGCAUCUCGCUGAGAUAUCGGGUGUACGCACACCUCAUUGAGGUGCAGGCCUCUUCGCAUUCGCCGCUUCGGCAGCACGACAUUGGUUGCCUGGAAAGCAACGUUUCUUCUUCUUUUGUCCGUUCUUCGAAGGAACCUUUAACUGCAUCGCCCCGCUCUUCUCCUGUGUGCGGCCGUCGUCUUUUUGCUCUCUGGCCUGCUUUCUCCUCCUUGUCAGCUGUCGGCUGCUUGCAUCACUUUCGUUAUUCCGGACUAUCGUCUCUCUUUUCUGCCUCCUGUCGAGGCGUCUCCCCCCCUCGCAGUCCGCGAGGAUCGCCUCCUCGCGUGGAGGUGCAGUCUCGUUCGUUCGAUUCGAGAGUUUCUCUGAGCCGGGCCGCGGACCCGCUCGCUGGCACGACGCUGCUCUCUGUCUCGUCUCUGUUCUCUCUCGCAUUCGUCGUUUUCCUCUCCUUGUCUCGUUCUUUCCUUGUUUCCUCUGCCCUCCUUUGUCUUCUCAUCCGUCGUGUGGAUCUCUUCCGCGUUUGCAUCUUGCCCCAGCAGUCCAGCCUCUCGCCUCCUUGCAAUGCGUUGGAUCCUCUCUCCCUCAGCUUCUCUCUCUCCCCAUCUUGUCUGUUCGCCGACUCGACUUCGUUUUUUACUCUCCUGCACUCUUCAGAGCCUUCAGCCUCUCCAUGCGUAGUAGUCUCUUCCCUCCCUCUGCGUCCUCCUCGUCCGUUUCUCUCGUCCUCGUCUCCUUUCCCUUUUGCUCGCCAUUCGCCGUUUUCUCCCCUCCUUCGUGUCCACAUGGCCUCAAUGUCGAGCGCAGAAGCCAGCGGGGCGUUGCCUGCAGCUGGGGAGCACGAGCUCCUACAGGAACAGCAGAGAGAAAUUCUUCGGCAGCGGCUUGCAGACCGUCAACGCGAGCUCGAGGCGCGGAGACAGAAACUACGGCAGCUGCAGAACGAACAGAAUGCAGCGCUCGGCCUCUCCGGCGACUUCCAAGGCUCCGCCGCGAUCGCAGGAGAAGUCGGAAAGAAUGUCUCCUCGCUGAUGAACGAAGUGAUGAACAGCUUGCAGAAUCUGCCCAAGCCAGCGACCGGGGCGCCAGGCGACAAGGCCGACGCCGCGGGCACACCCGCCGGAACUGCAUGCGCGGUUGCACCUCUCGUCGGCAAGAAACAUCGGUCGACUACUCGAAACAGAGGAGAGCGAGACAGCGGGAGCGUUGCCUUCAAGGUUCAGCGCCCCCAGAAUGUGGAUCCCACCAUCAAGGCUAAGACUGUCGAGUCCUUUGACAAAUCUGUCCAAGCCGACAUUGUCGUCGAAGAAGAAAAGGAGGAACCGCCUGUGGCAGCUGCAAGCGACGCGCCGGGAGAGACGAAAGCCACCGCGGACGGUGUUGCCACAGCAGAACAAGGAAAGAAGGGUACUGCAACUGCCGCAGCUUCAACUGAGGCGGAGCCUCAAACGGAGCCUCAAACGGUGGAGGAAGCGAAGCCUCUCCCAAAGACCGUGUCCGAGGAGGAGAGGAAACGCAUCAUGCAGAGCCCAGAAUUCGAAAAGUUUUUCGAGCGAACAACGAAAGUUGUGGAGAGACUGCUUGGGCAGGAAGAGCUUCAAGGCAAUCCGUUUGUCGACUACUCUGGCGCGCAGACCAACACAGAUGCACUCGGGGAGAAGCUGCAGCGCGUUGCUGCGUACGCAGUGCCGAGACUGACAGCAGAUCGCCCUGUCCUCGACGUACGCAGUUCGCCACACUUCCCAGACGUUUUCCUGACUUCCUACGGGGCCGCUGAGUUCGGCGCUGAGGUCGACCAAGCCCAGGGAUGCGUCCUUCUGUGGAGUCUUGCGAUGCGCGAGAGACCCGAGUACACUUUCACCUGCCAGUCUCACGUUUGCUGUGCGAUCUUCGACUGCUUCCAGCCGUCCGUGAUCAUUGGAGGCACUUACGCGGGCAGCAUCGUCGUGUGGGAUACUCGCGCACAAUCCAAGCCUGUGCUGCGGACGCCUCUGAGCAGUCUCGGUCAUGCGCAUCCCGUGUACUCGAUCGAACUCGUGGGGACGAAGAAUGCGCACAACCUCGUCUCCGUCGACACCGACGGCCGCCUCUGCGUCUGGUCGCUCCAUAUGCUCGGCGCUCCAACGGAAACGCUGGAUAUGAAACGAGGGAACAAGGAAGUGUGUGUCGAAUGCAUCGCGUUUGCCGAGAACGAAGUGAACUCUCUCGUCCUCGGGACUGAAGACGGCGCCAUGCUGAAGGCGAACAUCCAUGGAAACAAGCCUGGAGUCACCGACGCGUACGACAGCCACAACGGAGCGCUUACGUCUCUCCACUUCCAUCCCGCUGCUGCAGAGCCGGGACAGAGAGAUUACACAGACCUUCUUCUCUCCACUUCUGUCGACUGGACUGUCAAGCUGUGGAGCGCAAAACGGUCCUUUGCGCAGCCUCUAAAAACCUUCGACGACUUCGAGGUGUACAUCUACGACGCAGCCUGGCACCCGACAAAUCCGGCCCUCUUCUCCUGCGUCGACGGCGAAGGUCACAUCGACCUCUGGAACCUCGCGAACGACUGGGAGACUCCCGCCAUUCGCGUCGGCGGAACAGAGCACGGGAUGCCGCCGGUCGCGAAGAACAAAGUCGUUUGGAGCAGUGACGGACGCCGGAUGGUCACUGGAGAUGCGAAGGGCAACGUCGAAGUGUGGGCGCUUGCCAGCGAGCUGCUUCAGCUGCGAGGAGACGAAGCUGCAAAUUUCGAGAGACAAAUCGAAGAGGCGAAACCAGACAACGCGCCCUCUAACGUGGACAUUGCGAACGACAUCUCGAUGGAGUUCACCGAGUAGUUCGUAAUUCUUUUUUCAUUUCCUGUUCACAUACUUUCACCUUCCUGGUCGCCCUCGCGUUUCCCUCCCCUUGCUCGGCCUCCCUUCUCUCCCCUCGGCAAUUCUUUCAAGGCGUAACUUGUAAAUUCAUGCAUACAUGUUUAUAUGAAUAUAGCUACGGAUAAAUCUAUAUAUCUAUAUCUAUAUCUAUAUCUAUAUAUAUAUAUAUAUAUAUAUGCUUGUUUUCGAUAUGCUCUCUGCUUGCUGUCUCCCCUUUUUCUUCCACGUGCACACCAAUCCGCUUCUCCGUCGUCCCUGCAAGCGUCUCGCCUCCGUCUGUUUCGACUCUUCGCGCGUCUUGUCUUCUUCGGCUUUUUGUCUUUUCUUUUCCAUCUCUUCUUGGUAGUUUCGUUUCACGGUUGCUCGUCUCUCUGCUGGGUUCUCGCCUUCCCUGGGGCGCGGCUUCAAGCGUGAUUCUUUUUUCAGAGUCGCAGAAGUGAAAGGGCCGCGAAGUAGAGAAGAGAUGCGCACAGGAAAGAAAAGAGUCUCUCCACUCCACCCCAGACGAUGGAAAGGCCAGAGAGAGAAGAUUUCUCGGUCUAGGGACACAGCUGUCGACAGACGCCUGCCUUGGUGUGCAAACAUAAAACUUUAUACAAUUAUAGAUUUUCACUUUUUCACCCUUUGUUUCUCAGCUUUGUCCUGCUUUUCGCGUCGUUGUUUCGCCGUCUGUGUGGUGGUGGACGCAGGUUCAGAUGAGUUGCGCGUUCCUUUCAUUCUUUUUUGUCGACGCCGUUUCCCUGUUUUUUCUCCGUUCUUUUCAAGCCGUCGGGGGUGCAUGCGCCUUCGCAACUCGAGCUCGCCUCGGUUCGCUACCACGGUUCACUGACUUUGAUAGUCCGUGGAAACCUGCGCUCUCUCGCGCGCAUGCGUCGUCCUCUCUGCCUGCUUGAGAGGGACCGGCCUGUUGCAGCCUUGGCCGUUAUUCCUUUGCUCACUGGCACCUAUGCAUGCGCAGCUCCGUAGCCAGAGUGUGUGUUUAGGUUUACCAGCGGUGGCUACCUGCCCCUGCUCACGUACCUAUGAUGUGAGUGACCAUUUGGAGACGUCCGUCUCUCUCACUCACAUUUCUUCGACGCAGCUUUCGUGAUCUGCAGCGAAGUGCGUUCGACUGCAUGCGUCUCUGCGCAAGAUCUGCGUAGACGCUCAGUGGGAAGAACAGAUUAGUUCGGAAGGAGUGCAGAUCAAGCCCAUUGACAAAAGAGAAAAAGGAAAACUGGAGCUUGUCGUUGCCGGAGAACGCCCGGGGCGUUGUCCAGAAACUUGUCUCGUUUUUGAAACACACUGGCUCGAAUUCACCGACUCUCGAGAGGAGAGGACCGAGACGGAGAGAAGAAAUCCCCAGCUGAAAGCUGUUCGACUUCCCUCACAGACACAGACCAUAUCCAGCCUUGAGGCUCACAGACAACGUUAGGCGCGG